UGAGAGGUGAACCGUUGGUGACAGACAUGUUCCUGACAGCCUGGCCCCAGGGCCUGAGCCAUGGAAUUGGCCCUGGGGCAGCAGGAUCCUGUUGUUUCAGCAGUUGGUGACCUUUGAGGACGUGGCUGUGUACUUCACGCAGACGGAAUGGGAUGGUCUGUCUCCCCCACAGAGAGCCCUGUACAGGGAUGUGAUGCUGGAGAAUUAUGGGCUUGUGGCCUCUCUAGGGUUUCCGCUUCUCAAACCUGCUGUGAUCUUACAACUGGAGGGCGGAGGUGAGCAGUGGUGCCCACCUCCAGGGCCCACUGAAAUGGGAACAGCCCCCCAAGGCCUCUGGAGUGAUGCUUAUAUCCAGACUGAUAGUAACUUGACAAAGGAAAUGUGUGAAACAAAUGAUAGCACAUUACUUAAACUGCAGAAGGACUUGCCCCAGGAAACAGACUUUUCAGAAGCCUCUAUGUUAGAGAAACAUCAGGAAGUCCAUGUGGCAGAAAGUGUGAAAACAGAAGACAGCGGUAUCAUUGUUGAGACUGUAAAACAUGAGACGAGCCCUAGGGAGGAGGAGUAUUUUAGUCAAAGCCCAAAUUUGUAUCACUGUCGUACCGUCUCUCUUGGAGAGCAGCUCCUCGCAUGUGCAGGACCAGGGAAUGUCUUCAGUGCUGACAAGAAGUUUACUCAGCAUGAAACAGCUGAUACUGAGGGGGACAUUUUCAAAUGUGAAGAAUUAGCGGAGACUUUUAGGUGUGACUCUCAGUGUAAUCAGCAUCAAGACAGCAACACUGGAGAGAAGUCUUAUCAAUUGAAGGACUGUGACAACACCUGCAAUGUUAACGCAAAAUUAACAUGGAAUCAGAGACUUCAUAGUGGAGGUAAGCCCUUCGAAUGUGCGGAGUGUGGGAAGAGCUUUAGUUACAGUUCCCAUUAUAUUACACACCAGACAGUCCACAGUGGGGAGAAACCCUACCAGUGCAAGGUGUGUGGGAAAGCCUUCAGUGUUAAUGGGAGUCUAAAUAGACAUCAGAGAGUCCACACUGGGGAGAAGCCCUAUCAGUGCAAGGAGUGUGGAAAUGGCUUCAGCUGUAGCUCAGCAUAUAUUGCACAUCAGAGAGUCCACACUGGGGAGAAGCCUUAUGAGUGUAAUGAUUGUGGGAAAACCUUCAAUGUCAAUGCAAAGUUAAUUCAACACCGGAGAAUCCACACUGGAGAGAAGCCCUAUGAGUGUACUGAGUGUGGGAAAAGCUUCCGGUGCAGCUCCCAGCUUAGGCAGCACCAGAGCGUACACACUGGAAAGAAGCCCUAUCAGUGUAGGGAGUGCGGCAAAGCCUUCCACAGUAAUGCAAAGCUCAUUCAGCAUCAAAGAGUCCACACCGGAGAGAAACCCUAUGAGUGUAAUGAAUGUGGAAAAGCCUUUAGUGUCAAAGGGAAAUUAAUCCAGCAUCAAAGGAUCCACACUGGGGAGAAGCCCUUUCAGUGCAAUGACUGUGGGAAAGCCUUCCGGUGUAAUUCUCAGCUUCGGCAGCAUCUGAGGACCCACACUGGGGAGAAGCCCUAUGAAUGUAACGAGUGUGGAAAAGCCUUCAAUGUUAAUGGCAAAUUAAUUCAGCAUCAGAGAAUUCACACGGGGGAGAAGCCCUUUGAAUGUAACGAGUGUGGGAAAUGUUUCACUUCUAAGAGAAACCUGCUGGAUCAUCACAGAAUCCAUACUGGAGAAAAGCCAUACCAAUGUAAGGAAUGUGGAAAAGCUUUCAGUAUCAAUGCCAAACUGACGAGGCACCAGAGAGUACACACUGGUGAGAAACCUUUCAAGUGUGUGGAGUGUGGGAAAGCAUUUAGCUGCAGUUCUGACUACAUUGUGCACCAGAGAAUCCACACCGGAGAGAAGCCCUUUCAGUGUAAGGAGUGUGGAAAAGCUUUCCAUGUUAAUGCCCAUUUGAUUCGGCACCAGAGAAGCCACACUGGGGAGAAACUCUUCAGAUGUGUGGAGUGUGGCAAAGGCUUCAGUUAUAGUUCUGACUGCAUUAUACAUCAGACUGUCCACACUUGGAAGAAACCCUAUGUGUGUAGUGUUUGCGGGAAAGCCUUUAGGUUUAGCUUCCAGCUUACUCAGCAUCAGAAUGUCCACAGUGAGGGAAAUUCCUAAGACCAAGGAAGAUGAAGAGAACUCCCAAGGCUAAUGCUGAUUUGGAUCAAGUAUCAUUGGCUUCACCCUGGUGGAAAAUCCUGAGAGGCAUGUGAACUGAGAGUCUUCACUUGGAAACAUUGUUCUGUUUAUUCAAUUUACAAUCAGUAAUUGAUAACCAGUUAAAAUGUAACACAAAAAUAACUAACUUUGUUUUAUACCAUUAACCAUCAGAAAAUACAAUGAAAUAAGAGAUCCUAUUCUAAAGAGAAUUAAGAAAAUAGGUGGGGCUUUUUUUGUUUUCUUUUUAGCAAAUUUAAUAAGUAUGCAGGACCCAUACGAAGAAAAUGAUGAAUCUCCACAGAUGAUCACCAAAGGAAAAACUUGAAUGACUAAAGAGAAACCUUGUUCUUGGAUUGGAAAACUCAUGAAAGAUUAACCACCCAAAUUUAUUUAUUUAUGUUUAAUUUUUAUAAGCCUGUAUUUUGUAGAGAGAAAUAAUAAAAUUCUUUAAAAAGGA
Messenger RNA from Echinops telfairi (small Madagascar hedgehog), 2639 nucleotides. RefSeq names its product zinc finger protein 23 (gene ZNF23). Gene Ontology annotation, biological process: regulation of transcription by RNA polymerase II. The record is from RefSeq and is a predicted model, not a curated record. The transcript is spliced from 4 exons. The coding region runs from base 194 to 2140 and encodes 648 amino acids. Gene Ontology annotation, molecular function: RNA polymerase II cis-regulatory region sequence-specific DNA binding; DNA-binding transcription factor activity, RNA polymerase II-specific. Lineage: Eukaryota; Metazoa; Chordata; Mammalia; Afrosoricida; Tenrecidae.